GUAUUCGUCACACAGCCGCAGCGAGCAGAAUAGUGAUAUCAAUGAAGGUCAACGCAAGGAUAAAGGCCUACCUCCUGGUCCUCUUGGUGCUCUUCCUAGCGGCUAACCUCAUGAAUAAACCGGAAAUGAAUGACAACUCUGCUAUACCUCGCUCCAAAAUCUCUACGCAUGUAGCCCCGCCAGAUUCGGGUGACCCUAUCUCCUCGUCGUAUGGUUUGGCGGACAACAGCGGCUACUACAAGAGCCAUUACUUCGUGUGGCCGGCAGCAAAGUGGGAGGAGGCCACGUCGAAGUCCAAGGUGUGCCUCCUUGCCCAGGGCGGCGUCGACAGGAUUUUCUGGGUGGUGCGCCAGGCCGAGGCGUUUGCAGGUCCUGUGUCUAUGGGCAUCUUUGUCGCGGGCUCUGAGUACGCCGUGGCAGUCGAGAUGGUGACGUAUAUAAGGAAAUGCUUCCCUCCUGUGCGAGACUGGGUAUCUUUCCACAUCAUGUACCCCGCAGACAAGCCGCCUAAGCUUUCUCCCUCGCCGAAAACGUUUGCCCUCAACUGCUCUGAUCCGGAAGGGGCGAACCGGUUGUUUAUGAGUCUCCGCGACAGUACGGAACCCAUGGAAACCCACUACCCUCAAAACCACAUGAGGAACGUGGCCAGAAAAGCCUGCCCCUGCGACUACAUCCACAUUGUCGACAUCGACAUGCUAGCCACCCCUCGCAUGGCAGAGAACCUGAACGGCUUCCUCAAGACGAUGGAGACGACGAAACCAUGUGAUAAGUGCAUCUACGUCGUGCCUGCUUACGAGGUUCAUGAAUCCGUUAAGAAGUACCCCGACAACAAGAAGGAGCUGCUCGAGCUGGUGCACAAAGGGCUGGCGCAGGUGUUCCAUGUCAAGGUAUACGACCGAAACCAAGGCAACGGCCGUUUUCCGCAGCACUGGGAGGUGGAACCGACCGACGAAGACGCAUCGGAAUACCGUGUUCUCUACGACAUUCCUAACUACCAGGAGUUUUGGGAGCCGCUGAUGGUCCUGCCCUACACGGCUCCCUGGCACGAUGAGCGCUUCGUCGGGUUCGGCUUCAAUCGCAACAGCCACAUGUUUGAACUUAACUGCCUCGGCUACAAGUUCAACGUGUUGGACAGAGCUUUCCUCGUCCACCGUGGAUUUCAAACCAAACAUAAUUAUCCAGCUCGGCGAUACACUCAGCUUGCGGAAAAUCGCGGACGAUACGCUUCCUUCAAAAACGAAAUCAGAGCGAAAUACGGAUGCUAGUAAAGGAAGCUUCCCUUUUAUUCAGAAAAUCUACAACAGAGAAGAUCUUUCGAUACAUAUCUAUAAUUUUGAUGUAAGAAUGAUACCCAUAAGACAUUUGGGCAUUUCAAUGUUUCUUUUUUUCUCUUUUUUUUUUUUUUUGGGGGGGGGGGGGGGCGUGGCUUUAGCCAAAUCGAAAUCGAAACAUAUCCAAGCUAAGCAUUCCGUGAAAAUGCCCGCCACUCAUUUUAGUGAUUUAUAUCUUGUGCUUACAUGGAGGGAAGGGAUGCUGUUCCCUAAAACGCGGCCCAUAGACUAAUGAUGUGCUGUUUAUGUCAUAUAGCUUUCCCCGGAAUCAAUUUGUCUUUGCGUAUAAGAAACAUGUGUAGUUUGCCAUUUCAAAACAACAUAAGUUGAGUUCAUUGCAAAUGUAGAAAGGGUAUGAAUGAGAUGUAUUUGACCGGUUUCGAUUAUAUUUUGUAUUUCUGACGAAGAUACAAUUGAAUCCGGUAAAAUAUAUCCCUUGCACUGUAAAGAUAUUCAUUCUCAUUCUACCUUUUCUCAACACAAUAUGGUGAACCUGUGAACAGUGAUAAGUAAUUUCUCGAAAGGUACUGAAUGUGAACAAUGUACAAUUAAACAAAGAUCUUUGAUUUUAAACUUUAUAUUUCUAUUAUGACUAAUUAACAGAAAAAGUUGGGUCAUUAGAUAGAAAUAUGAAUAGAUAGCAGAAUGGAUAUAUUAGCCGAAAGGAAGAGAGGGGGAAAUAGAUAGAAUGCCAGAUAGAAAGAGAGAGAUAGAGAAGAGGGGAGGAAGAAGGGCGGGCGAUGGAGAAGGAAAGAGAGAGGGGGGGGGGUAUUACCGUACCAAUAAUUCAAGUACCUAAAUAUCAAUUAUUUAUGUUAGGAAUGACCUUCCUGCCUCAAAUAUCAAUAUGAAGCAUAACCAUGUGUGCUGUGUGGCGCUGUGGUAGCGUUUUUGUCUAGCAAUCUUGCUGACCGUUCAAAUCCCUCGCCGCCAGUGCUUGGUAACCCCAACCAUUCUUUACAUACACAUAAUUUAGAAUCAAAACAGACAGUCUGUCACACCAAACAUAAGAAUAACCACUGAAACAAAUGGAAAUAACUAAAUUAUCAUUAUAAGUUCUCAUGCAAUUAACACUAUAAAGUUAUGUAUGGUCUAUGUAGUUACUCAUAGAUUAAAAAGUCCUUGGCUAUGUUUUAUAGAUAUAACAAUAUGUACGUAUCCAUAUAUGCAUGUAAAUAUACAUGUUUUCUUCUUCUCCUCGUCUUUUCUUUUUUUCUUUUCUUUUUGUUUUUCUUUUUUUCUAUUUUGAUGUUUCUACACAUCUAAAGUACUUGUAAUAAUAGGCAAACUACAGGAAGCAUAAAAGAUUUUUUCCACACUGACUGCAGCGAGGACUUUUCCUUUCAACUGCUGACGACAAAGGCCCGUGCCAAUAUGUACUUUUUGCGAUAAGUUAUAUUAGUAAAUAAUUUAAAUGACGAUAGUUGUGACGAUAAUGAGCAUAAAUAAAUAAGGAUGUUGAUUUUUAUUUGUUUUCUCUGUUUUCUUGAACAGUUGGAAUUCCUUUUAGGUGGUGUAGUUAUUCAAAUAUUUUGUUAAUGACAAUUGUUUAUAUUAAAUCGUUUGUUCAAAUAAAAGACUCAAAAUAUA
Molecule: messenger RNA, 2921 nt
Organism: Penaeus chinensis
Lineage: Eukaryota; Metazoa; Arthropoda; Malacostraca; Decapoda; Penaeidae
Product: beta-1,4-glucuronyltransferase 1-like
Exons: 6
Coding region: 42-1265 (407 amino acids)
Molecular function (GO): glucuronosyltransferase activity
Source: RefSeq, a predicted model, not a curated record